Messenger RNA from Danio aesculapii, 3261 nucleotides. RefSeq names its product zinc-binding protein A33. The coding region runs from base 212 to 1624 and encodes 470 amino acids. The record is from RefSeq and is a predicted model, not a curated record. NCBI's taxonomy places the organism in Eukaryota, Metazoa, Chordata, Actinopteri, Cypriniformes, Danionidae. The transcript has 6 exons. Gene Ontology annotation, molecular function: ubiquitin-protein transferase activity; protein binding; zinc ion binding. Gene Ontology annotation, biological process: protein ubiquitination.
GACUGAAGCAUGAGGAUGUACAGCCACCAGCUCUUCCUAUCACUCAAAACACUUCUAGUUUUACUAGUCGAGUGCGCUCGAACCACUCCUCUUCAGCUGCAUGUCAAGACAGACACAUCACCAGAUCUUCUGUUCUGAGCGACGACACCUGUAAAGAUGUUCAAUCCCUCCACUUAAAACCCAAACAGAACAGCACCUGCUUGUAGAGAAGAUGUCCACAAGCCUGCCUGAAGAGGAUCUGUCAUGUCCAGUGUGCUGCGAGAUCUUCCAGGAUCCGGUGCUCCUGCCUUGCAGCCACAGCUUCUGCAGGAGAUGUUUGGAGCGUUUCUGGAAGAGUGCCUUGCUUCGCAGCUGCCCCGUCUGCAGGAGAAGAGCCUCCAAGAAAAGCCCUCCUUCAAACCGGGCCCUCAAAAACCUGUGCGAAGCCUUUCUGCUGGGAAAAGGCCAGGGGAAUGUAUCUGGAUCCAACCUUCUGUGCUGGAGACACGGGGAGAAGCUCAAGCUCUUCUGUCUGGUGGAUCAGGAGCCCAUUUGUGUGGUUUGCCAAGCCUCAAAAAUGCACAAAGGUCACGACUGCUCUCCCACAGAAGAGGCGGCUCUCGAAUGCAAGGAUAAAAUCUCUUCUACCAUUAUGGUUCUUCAACAAAAGCUGGAAGUAUUCAAUAAAGCAAGACAGUCUUCAGCCUUUACCUUGGAGCACAUUAAAACACAGGCCCAGCGGGUCGAGAGACAAAUGAAGCAAGAGUUUCUCAAGCUUCAUCAGUUUCUUAAUGAGGAGGAAGAGUGCAGGCUAUUAGCAUUGAAGGAGGAGGAAGAGCAGCGGGUCAUGGCUGUGAAGAGCAGAGAUGAAGAAUACACACGGAGGAUUGAAUCUCUAACUGAAUUAAUCAGCACAAUGGAGCAAACACUGAAAGCUGAGGAUUUAACACUGCUGCAGAACUUCAAAGCUACAAUAGAGGGAACAUGGAGCACAUUGCAGGAUCCAGAAUGCAUGUCAGGAUGUUUGGUGGAUGAAUCGAAAUAUCUUGGGAAUCUGAAGUACAAGGUCUGGGAGAAGAUGCUGACAAUUGUUUCUUACAGCCCAUUAAUUCUAGACCCAAACUCAGCUCACCCAUGCUUGACACUAUCAGCUGACUUGACCAGUCUCCACUACAGCACCCCAAACCAAGGUCUCCCCAGUAACCCAGAGCGUUUCCAUAUCAGCGCAGAGGUGCUGGGCUGUACGGGUUUUAACUCAUCCAGCCACAACUGGGAGAUCGAGGUCGGUGACAACGAGGACUGGAUCCUGGGCUUGGCCAGUGAGAGUGUGAAAAGGAAUCAGGAAGUUCCUGCAAGACCAGAGAAUGGCUUCUGGACCAUCUGUUUUCGUGAUGAGCAAUACAGGGCGAUGGCAUCACCUCCAGCUGCUCUACAAGUAGAGAAAAAACUGCAGAGGGUCUUGAUUCAGCUGAACUGGGACAAAGGGGAGGUGGUUUUCUCAAACCCAUCCUAUCAAGAAGUCAUUUACACUUUCAAACAUGCCUUUAAAGAAAAGUUACUGCCGUAUUUCUACACCCAAAGCAAACAUCCUCUGCGAGUACUAGCAAAGCCUGUGUUGCUGUCUAUACAUGAAGGUGUCAAUUAAAGUAGAUAAAUUCUAGUUAUCUAGAGCAGUGGUUCCCAACUCAGGUCCCUUUAACCCUCGAGCACAUAUUGUAUGGCUCCGUCCAAAAACUCACUGAAGAUGACUUGUUGCCCUGCUGCCCUAUCAGGCAGUUACUUGGAGGCAGUGUUUGUACAUGGAGGUUCCUCACAAAACUGAUUUUAAACUUCUGAGAAAGCAUGACAGCUUAAUCAGGUGCAACAAAAUAGAGAACGUUUUAUUAUUAUCUAAUGGGAAUGUUUUCUCACUACAAUACUAACUUCUCAGUAGAAAUGCCAUAAAAAUUGGAAAACAUUGGUCAAAAUUAUUCUAACACAAAAUGACUCCCAAGCCAUCCUUCAACAUGUACUUUUUAGCUCAUCUGGCAGAAAGGAAACAAAGAUCAUUGUGGGAUAUUCAAGACAGUGAAGGAUACAUCUAUGAUCCCUUGAAGUUUUGGUCAGAGUAAGUUCUCAGCAGACAGAAAUAAAAGCUCAGUUGGUAUUCAGAUGUGCCUUGAUGCCGUGAAAUGCAGUAUUCCUUUUCCAAACUUUGAAAGCAGCCUAUCACUCCGUUCCAUUCUGAAGGGCUCAUCCCUAUGCCCUAAUCAAGGGGUGCCCAAACUCGGCCCUGGGGGCCGGUGUCCUGCAAAGUUUAGUCAUAACCUUAAUCAGACACUCCUGGGCUAGCUAAUCAAGCUCUUACUAGGCUUUCUAGAAACAUCCUUGCAGGUGUGUUGAGGCAAGUUGGAGCUAAAACCUACACGACACUGGGCCUCCAAUGCUAAUCUAACACACCUAAACCAGCUAAUCAAGCUCUUACUAGAUAUACUGUACUAGAGAAUUUCUGGCACGUGUGCUGAACCAAGCUUAAGCUAAACUCUGCAGGACACCGGCCCUCCAGGACCAAGUUUGGGUAGCCCUGGGUUUGUGAUUUAUGUUCAUUUAAGCUUUCUUUUAUAUCAGGUUAUCCAACCACUUAAUUUCAUUCUCUACACUUGUAUUACAUAAGGCUUUUCCUACUUAAAACCAUAAACUAGCCUUGGGUUAUUUUUAACCGUUAGAAUCCUGGGUUAUAUUGCUUAAUGUUUCACAUUCACAAUUUACAAUGGUUUACUAUUAAUAUUCCAUAUUCAUACAUUUUUUUCAGACUUUGAUUUCAUAGACGCUGCAGGUUAAUGUAUUUAUUUGCAUAAAUAGAGUGAAAGUGUCAAUGAAUGGAUGCAUGAUGUGAGCUUGUUUAUGUAAAGGCUGUUGUGCAUAGGUCUCAAACUCCAUUACUGGAGGGCUGUAGCUCUGCACAGUUUUGGUCCAAUACUAAUCAAACACAGCCGAUCCAUAAUCAAGGUGUUUAAGGCUGCCAUAGAUUAUUAAGCAGUGUGAGUUGGAGGUGGUUGGAGCUGAACAAUGCAGAGCUGGGCCCUCCAGAAAUUAAGUUUGAAACCAUUGCUGUAAUGUUACAGAUCCUCUAAUUCAUGGGUGUCCAAACUUGGUCCUGGAGGGCCGAUGUCCUGCUGAGUUUAGCUUCAACUUGCUUCAAUGUACCUGCCAGGAAAUUUCUAGUAUAUCUAGAAAGAGCUUGAUUAGCAUGUUUAGGUGUGUUUUAUUAGGGUUGGAGCUAAACUCUCCAUGACACCGGCG